This is a messenger RNA of Cheilinus undulatus (humphead wrasse), 2692 nucleotides long. RefSeq names its product gastrula zinc finger protein XlCGF8.2DB-like. The record is from RefSeq and is a predicted model, not a curated record. Gene Ontology annotation, biological process: regulation of transcription by RNA polymerase II. The coding region runs from base 602 to 1744 and encodes 380 amino acids. The transcript has 3 exons. Gene Ontology annotation, molecular function: DNA-binding transcription factor activity; RNA polymerase II cis-regulatory region sequence-specific DNA binding. NCBI's taxonomy places the organism in Eukaryota, Metazoa, Chordata, Actinopteri, Labriformes, Labridae.
AACUCCAGUCCACACCAAGAGGAGGCAGAGCCUCCAUGGAUUAAAGAGGAACCAGAGGAACCCUGCAGCAUUCAGGAGGGAAAGCAGCGAGUCUUCAAUGCAAGACUAGAAGUUCUCAUUCACUCACUCUUGUGUGUAAGGAAGAGGAGGUUCUACUUAGCAAGCAGCUCUGUAACCAGGACAGAAACUCCAGUCCACACCAAGAAGAGGCAGAGCCACCAUGGAUUAAAGAGGAACCAGAGGAACCUUGCAGCAUUCAGGAGGGAGAGCAGCUUGAACUGAAGGAGGAGACUGACUCGUUCAUGACUCCUACUUAUGAUGGAAGAAACCACAGUGAACCAGAACUACAUGAACACCAGCUCCUUCCUGACAGUACUCAUGUUGCUGAGGAUCAAGAUCCUGCAGGAAGCAAGGACAAGGACUCAGAAUCAAGUAGAAAAUCAGAGUCAAACAUUCCUGACAAAUCCAUCACAGCAGUCACAACACUGACGUGUCAGAGAAUCAAUAUGAGCCGCAGCAACUUGUGUGUGAAGAAGAGGAGGCUCUGUCUGACCAGGAGAAGAGCUCCAGUCCGGACCAAGACGAGGCAGAACUUCCACGGAUGAAAGAGGAAUCAGAGGAACCCUGCAGCGUUCAGGAAGGAGAGCAGCUUGAACUGAAGGAGGAGACUGACGCAUUCAUGUUGACUCCUGCUCAUGAGGAAAGAGACCACAGUGAACCAGAACUGCAUGAACACCAACUCCUUUCUCAAAACUCAAAUGUUGCUGAGGAUAAAGAUCCUGCAGGAAGCAAGGACAGGGGCUCAGAAUCAAUUAGAAAUUCAGAGCCAAACCCACCCAACAAAAUCUAUCAAAGCAGGCACAACACGGACGUGUCAGAGAAUCAAUGUGGUCCUCUUCAAGAUAAGCCAUCUUUUAAAUGUGGCAUUUGUGGUGAGUGUUUUAAGAACAAGUUAGCUUUACAGACACAUCAGCGUGUCCACAGUGGUAAAGAAACACAUUCUUGCAAGAUUUGUGGGAAAAUGUUCAUUUGGAAGUCUUUAUUAAGAGCUCAUGUAAGAAGUCACACAGGGGAAAAGCCUUUUACUUGCACAACUUGUGGAAAAGCAUUCGUUCAGAAGUCACACUUGAAAAAUCACAACAUGAUACACACAGGUGAGAAGCCUUUUACCUGUACAACAUGCGGCAAAUCUUUCACACUACAAAAAUGUCUGAAAUUCCACAUACGUACACACACAGGCGAGAAGCCUUUCACUUGUACAACAUGCGGCAAAUCUUUCACACAACAAAAAUGUCUGAAAGUCCACAUACCUAAACACACAGGUGAGAAGCCUUUUACUUGUACAACAUGCGGCAGAUCUUUUGCACAACAAAACCUUUUGAGAAUCCAUAUACGUAUUCACACAGGUGAGAGGCCUUUCACUUGUACAACAUGUGGCAAGUCUUUCACACAACAAAAAUAUUUGACUGUCCACAUGCGUAUACACACAGGUGAGAAACCUUACUCCUGCAGAACAUGUGGAAAAGGAUUCUGUCACCUAAAAAGUCUGAACAAUCACAACAAAAUUCAUACAGAUGACAGGCUGUUUAGUUUCAAUACAUGUGGCAAUACUUGUAGAAACAGUAGUGAGCUGAAAAAACAUGUAGAAAAGGUCCACUUAGGUAAGUGGCCUCACUCAUGCAGCACCUGUGGAAAAGGAUUCUAUUUAAAGGCAGAGUUAACAAAGCAUAUGCAAAGUCAUUAAUGUAAAAAGUGAUACUCCUGUGGUACCUGUGGGGCUUUAUACACAUUUAACGAAAAUUUUAUUGGGCACACAGAAUCGAAAAGGUGUUUGAUGAGGGCUACAGGAAAAUCUCCAGUUAUUUGACUGAAUUAGCAAUCGUGCGUAAAUGUGAAUGCAGUAGGGAUUGUUUGCUAGCCACCAUUUAAUAACGAGGAGAGAUGGGAGGAGUUGAUUUUCAUCUUCAAUUUAAGAAAGAAUCUUGAUUUUCAUUGUAUUAAAUGCUAUCGUUUGUGUGAGUUGUACAUGUGUAAUCCAAUCUGUAUUGACCAAUGGCCUUUUAGCAGUAUUUGGUGUACACAGUUGUGUCAACAACAACAAAACAAGCAGAAUGAAGUCUGCACUGACAAACCGGCUCACCUUGACUGUAGUCCUAUGAUUUUUUCUUCCCCAUCAGAGUACAACCAUCAUAUAGAUUAAAUAUUUGAAUUCGUACCACAGAUGUGUUUAACAAUGUGUCUAAGUAAGUGUUUUAAUUUAGUUCCUACAUUAUGUCAAAUAUUUACAGCAGUUUUCAGUUCACAUUUUUAUAAAUGGUCAGGAUGGUUUGUUUUAAGGUGUUUGUGGUAACUGCUACUGGGAGCUGCCUUUCUUAAUGUUUUGCGUUGUUUACUUGCAGUGUUUAGUUAUGAUGUGCAAAGAUAUUACACCCCCCUGCCAAAAAACAAACAAAAAAAAAAAACAAACAAAAAAAUCCAACCCUGUAACGCUGUAGCACCACAUUGUGGAGAGUUACCCUGGAAAGCCACUUUGAACCACUUUUCUCCCUCAUUAAGGGAGAUUCAUCCAUGAAACCAAAAAUGCUGGAUUCCUGGAUAUCUGUUGUGUUACUGUUUUUAUUUAGAGCCACUAAGCAGUGAAAUCAACAUAUUGUUAAAGUUCAAGAAACUAUAAAGGUUUAACAUACUGUAA